Messenger RNA from Helianthus annuus (common sunflower), 1062 nucleotides. Its product is annotated as F-box/kelch-repeat protein At3g23880. Bases 1 to 1062 code for a protein of 353 amino acids. Gene Ontology annotation, molecular function: protein binding. The record is from RefSeq and is a predicted model, not a curated record. NCBI's taxonomy places the organism in Eukaryota, Viridiplantae, Streptophyta, Magnoliopsida, Asterales, Asteraceae. The transcript has a single exon.
AUGGCGGAUAAGCAUCAUCUACCUGAAGAAAUCAUCAUUGACAUUUUUGUUCGGUUGCCUACAAAGCCCUUGUUGCGCUUCAGAUGCUUAUCAAAGCGUUGGAACCGUUUGAUUUCAUAUCACUUUACAAAGUCUAGAUCACGUCGUCGAAUGAUCCUCCUGCCUUCCGAUCCUCUUCAAGCCAUAGACAACACGAUACAAGGUGGCCUCACCCCAGUUCAUCAGAUGACAUCCAAGUUUCCCUCUUCUUCCAAGAACAUAGGAAGUAAACAUGUCACCAUUGUUGGAACAUUCAAUGGGAUAGUCCUUCUUGCCCUUAAAGAUAUGAUCUUAUACAAUCCAUUAACCGGAGCGUUCAAGAUUGUUCCCAGUUCACCUUUGAAAGCAUCUCACAGAUAUCCAGAUGCAUAUGGAUUUUGUUAUGGCACAGCCCCGGACGAUUUAAAGAUUGUUAGAAUAAGACUUGUUAAAAACGUCUACAUAGCUUUUGGUCAACCUCGCAUAUGGUGUGAUGUCUUCAGCCUUAAAAAUGGUACAUGGAGCACACGUUAUACAUCGUUGGUCGGGCUGAGGUGGUUUAUAAAACAGUAUGCUGGUACAUUUGUAAAUGGAGUUUUGUAUUGGCUUGCAGUCAGAGAAAACAUGUCUUUGAUACUUGCUCUAGAUGUUAAGAAGAUGGUGUUUUCCGAGAUACAAUUACCAUAUAUACAUUGUUACGUCGAUUGUUUGGGUACAUCAGGUGGACAUCUUUACGUUUUCCGUGAAUAUUAUGAUAGAUUUGAGUUAUGGAUGAUGAAGGAACAUGGUAUAGAAAAAGAAAAAUCAUGGUCGAAAGUAUUGACGUCAAAUGGUCUGGCGACGGUCCGCCCAUUGGCUAUUUUAGACGAGGGGAAAAUUGUUAUGUUAAAGGAUAAGAAGCAAGUUAUAAUCUAUGACAUGUGGAAUGAUUCCUAUGAGGUAUACAAGUUGAACACGAGUAUUAUCAGCUCAGGGAAGUUACUAGCCAUGGAAUAUGUGCCGAGUUUGAUCUCACCAUCUCGUCUAUGUUCAAGUUUGAGAUGA